UAGCUUCGUUCUCUGGAGGCAUCAGGUGGCUCUCUGGAGCUAUAAAAGCAAUCUCUCAACACUCGGCGAAUUUAUUGUGGAGGCUUCUGUCCGCGGAAAACGAGUAUGCAUGCUUUGAAAGUGAUCUUUGUGCUGGGCCUUGUCCUGGCUGUUGCCUUUGCCGGCUAUGCCGGUCGACCUAGGACCCUCGAGGGCGCUGACCUAAAGGAGGCCGAGCAGCUAUUGAGCACCACGCUAUCCCAGCUGGCCACCGGAGAUGGACCUAGUUACCAACUGGUUAAUCUGAUAUCGGCGACUUCUCAAGUGGUUUCUGGCACUCUGCGCACCUAUAAGGUUGAACUGUCCGAUGGAUCGGACAAGAAGCAGUGCACCGUCAAGAUCUGGUCGCAGCCAUGGCUCGAGGAGUCCGGCAAGGGCAUCAACAUCAAGGUCCAGUGUGAGGGCGACGAAGCCGAGCUGGAUCGCACCUGGUAGACAUAUCAUCAGAUUAUCUAAUAGAUACUCGUAAAAUAUGUUGUGUUCAUUCAAUAAAAGAAUGAGCAAAGUA
Molecule: messenger RNA, 547 nt
Organism: Drosophila persimilis
Lineage: Eukaryota; Metazoa; Arthropoda; Insecta; Diptera; Drosophilidae
Product: cystatin-like protein
Exons: 3
Coding region: 106-474 (122 amino acids)
Molecular function (GO): cysteine-type endopeptidase inhibitor activity
Source: RefSeq, a predicted model, not a curated record